GUUAAAAAUCUCCCACAUACUAGACUCCGUACUAUAUCCUUUUGUUCGGAUAGCAUUGCAAGGAAAAAAGCGUAAGAAAAGAACAUGAGGCAGGUUGAUGCUGUCUGGUUUGAGGACUGCUACUUUCAAGCUCAUUGAAAGAGAAAGGGAUUCUACAAACCCUUCUUCCAUCUGGGUGUUUCUCAAUGGCUGCCACUUCUUCCGCUCUCAGCAGAACCUUAUCGUGUUCACCUUCUCUAUUUCUCUCCAAGCCCCAUAACCGUCAAAACUCCCCGUUGUUAAUUACACUUCCAGGCCGUCCUCAUCAUUUGGCGAUUCGUGGCUGCUCCUCUGAUUUGGGCCCCUAUCACGACCCCAUUAGCGUCAGAAAAUCCCAAUUUUCUUCCACGACCCCGUUUGGUGUCAUAAUGGACAAUGAUACCCUGUCCAAACCAUCAUUCAGAUGGCGUAGGGUUUUGCUUAAAGUAAGUGGUGAAGCACUAGCUGGAGAUCAAAUCCAAAAUAUUGACCCAAAGAUCACAAUGUCUAUAGCGAGAGAGGUUGCAUCUGUUACUAGACUUGGCAUUGAGGUCGCGAUUGUGGUCGGUGGAGGAAAUAUUUUUCGUGGAUCAUCAUGGGCAGGAAUUAGUGGCCUUGAUCGCUCUUCUGCUGAUUACAUUGGGAUGUUAGCCACUGUUAUGAAUGCAAUUUUUUUGCAAGCUACAAUGGAAAGCAUUGGCAUCCCAACAAGAGUCCAGACUGCAUUUAAAAUGUCUGAAGUUGCUGAACCAUAUAUACGUAGAAGAGCUGUCAGGCAUCUCGAGAAGGGCAGAGUGGUAAUAUUUUCUGCUGGAACUGGAAACCCUUUCUUCACAACUGAUACUGCAGCAGCCCUCCGCUGUGCUGAGAUAAAUGCUGAGGUGGUGCUGAAAGCAACAAAUGUUGAUGGUGUUUAUGAUGAGGACCCUAAGCGAAACCCCGAGGCUCGUCUUCAGGACUCUCUUAGUUAUCAAGAUGUGAUAUCUAAAGAUCUUUCUGUAAUGGACAUGACUGCUAUUACGCUGUGCCAAGAGAACAAUAUUCCCGUUGUUGUCUUUAACCUCAACAAACCGGGCAAUAUUGCUAAAGCCAUUAAAGGAGAACGAGUCGGCACGUUGAUUGGUGAUACAUGGAAUUCUAAAGCAGCCAUGGCGUAGAGCAAUAUCGCAACAACGUUUUGGCUAGUUGGUUGGUAAGGUGGAAUUUACAGCCCAGGCCGGCCAUGGAGUGGCGACUGGCGAGUAAGAAAUAGGCCUUCGAAUCUUAGUUUUUCCAGAACUGGACAUUCUUCACUCAUUUUUAAUGGAAUUUUUUUAUUUUAUAAUACCUAGAAGUUAUUUCAUUGUAUUUUCUACCUUUGCUCUUCACAGUUAGUGAAAGUAACCAUUGCCCCCCUUAAAUUAGGAUUGAUGUGUUAUAGCUAUACUUAUGGAUGGGAUUUUUCCUAAAAACUAACUUAAUACAUUUAAUUGAUAAAUAUGUGAUUAAAGUUAUUAUAAAUACAAUGUGAUUAAAGUUGAAUA
Cuscuta epithymum is the source of this 1541-nucleotide messenger RNA. The record is from the annotation of a GenBank genome assembly. Lineage: Eukaryota; Viridiplantae; Streptophyta; Magnoliopsida; Solanales; Convolvulaceae.